UUCUGAUUGGAGGGAGGGGAAGGGCGCGGCCCCGCCUACCAAGAUGGCGGCGCCCAUGAGAGAGGAGGGAAGAGCGUCGCCAUCGAGGGGUUUAGUCCAAGUUCUUAGCCUAAUAAAGAAGCAGCAGAGGGGGCUCGAGGCGAGAAGCGUCGCUUAUUUUGAGGGGAAGGAGAAGAGGUGACCGCUGUGGCUCUUGUGAAUGGCAAAAUCAGCAGCAACAAAAGGCCCGGGACUCGCUGUUUUAGCCAUCCAAAGUAUUCAUUCCUGUUACGUCACGGAGAAAGGACCAAAACUUCAAGCAGCAUGGAUGCCUGACACCUUCUGAAGCAUUUUCUGAAAUAAAAAUUAGACUAUAUGUAGGAUAUAAAGGUCUCCACUGGGCACCCAAGACCUUCCAAUUCCUCGCCAAAGGAUUUUUUUCCAUAAAACUAUCAAAGAUAAUACAUCGUUAACCUGUCUUUUGGAAAGCAGCAUAACUCACUCCAGUCCACAAACAGCUUUUUCCUCUUUGCAGCAUCUCUUCCUUUCAGCCUCAGCUAUGGAGCUAGUGUUCCUGGUCAUCAACGGCAUGGCAAUGAUUUUGGACAUUGCCCUGAUGUUGCUGGACGUCAACUUCUUCCUCGUUUCAACCUUGGUCUCUGCUCUGGUUUGGCUGGUUGCAUUCAUUUAUAACCUGCCCAACACCUUGGCGGCUGGUGUGAUCCAGUGCUGGAACGGGAUCGGGCUGAUUCUACUCUGCAUCGCAGAAGCGGCAUAUUACCUGACCAUGGGCUCCCUGCACACUGUGUUCAAUGUGCUUCGUAGCCUCUGCUCCACCAUGGAAAGCUUGAAGUUAGUGGGCCACCUCUUUGCCCACAUAACUCUGAGGAGCAAAGAAAUCAUGCACCGAGGCUUCUGGAACCUGGUUGGCUCUGGCCAGUCGCUGGUGAGGCAAAUCUGCGAAGUCUGUGCCAUUGCCAUGAGCCUCGUGGCUUACUUAAUCAACAGCACUAUCAACAUCUGCCUCAUUGGUACCCAGAACCUUUUCUCUCUGGGGCUGGUGCUUUGGGAGACUAUUGCUGGCCCAUUUCUGAGAGUCACAGAUAUCUUUGCCGCUUUCGUCGCUCGCCUUUCCAGCAGCGCCAUUGCGAUGGCUAUUCUCUUGUGGACACCUUGCCAGCUGGCGUUUGAUCUCAUGGCCUCCGUGAGCAAACUACUAAUUAAUAUAUUCUUGCUGAACCUUUACGGCCUGGUGUUGCUGUCCGUGAUUGUUGCCGCCAGCAUCCUGAUCCUUAAUCCUCACCUGACAUGGACUUUGGCGGCCCAGGUGUCGGACUACCUGAACACCAUGCCGUCUUACCACCGCUUGCUCAGGGACUUGCGUCGUCUCUACCAGGCGGUGCUGUUGUCAUUGGAUAUGGUCCUGAGCUCACAAACCUGGCGCAGGUUAGCCGAUUGGAGUCUCCAGAUGGCCAGUUGGAAUAGAUUUGUUGGUGGAGCAAACCUCCAAGGCGAACAAGAGCAGCCGUUUGCGGUGGAAGCCAAUCAAGAAAGACAGGAAGUAGUUGGUGUGGUUCAGAGACAAGCUCUUCCUGCUGUGGCUCAUCCUAGAAGGCAAGGGGCACCUGUGACUGGUCAACAGGCUGUAGUCCGUCCCCGACACAGAGCCAACAGAGACCAGCCAAGGACAGAUGCUGACCUGGGACCAACCACACAACACAAUGCGGCAUCUGGACACCUUCAGGAUGAAGGACCAAGCACAUCAUCCACCAAACCUGUGACAAAAGGACACCUGAAUGCUCUGGAAGAGGACGACGAUCCAUGGCUGCUCCUCAAAGAGCAAGAGGAGCGAAAGAAGUGUGUCAUCUGCCAGGACCAAACAAAGACAGUCUUGCUGCUUCCCUGCCGGCAUCUUUGCCUCUGCCAGGAAUGCACUGAAAUCCUGCUGCAGCAGAACAUAUACCAGCGUAACUGUCCACUUUGUCGGCAGAUGAUCCUACAGACUCUUAAUGUCUACCUGUGAACAUGUUUUAUUUCGGGGGGGGGGGGGGAGAGAUAGCUAUAUCCACAUUCCAUCAGACUGUGUGAGUGUAUUGGCCACAAUGUCCUUUGGAGGCCAGGGCUGUGCUGAUAAUCCUCAUUAACACAGGUUACUCUUUUUUCUUUCCAAAGUACUAUUGUAAAUGAGUGAAACUUUGAAAACACUAUGCGUGGUUUCUAUGCACUUCUGUUUUCACUCUCUUGUUGCUGCCAUCAGAAAGCACAGUAGUGGAUCAGAAUGGGUGUCUGAAUCAUUAUUGUUCCUUGGUCAUAAAGGUGUUUUUAGUUGAGAUAUUUUGAUUAUUCAGAAGUGGGGCUUAAAAAUGCACCAAAUACUUUGCAGUUCGAGAUAUAUCAAUGAGUUGAUGGCAAGGAACUGGUUAUUUUAAAAACAAGAUCACAACCAGGUGCCGAAAUCCCAGGUAUUUUUAUUUUUAUAUACAUUAGAGUCUAGAACAGACUUAGAUAAUGCUGCUGAUCGGCAGCUCUCAUUAUAGACAGUGGUGAGGAAUGCUGGGAGUUGUAGUCUUAACAAUUUCCAGAAGGCAAUACAAUUCCUAUCCUUGGUUUAGAACAUAGAAUAAGACCUGAACUCUGUUCCUAGGUCUGAUUGAAGCAGUCCCAUCGAGCCAGUUGCUGAAUCCCAUUGACUUUGUGAGUUUAGUUGGGAAUAAUAGUAGAAUUCAGACUUUCCUUAGCAGGAAUAAUUCUUAAUAAAGUUUGGGGGGGGGAAAGCCAGGGAAUGGCCUUUUAUUUCUUUAUUGGAAGUGUGGUGCCUUCCAGAUGUUUUAGAUUUCAAUUCUCUUAAUCCCUGGCUCUUGGCAGUGUUGGUUAAGGCCAAUGGAAGGUGUAGUUCAGCUGUUAACAUUAACACUGUGGGAUAAUGUGCACUUUUCUCAUGGGAAGGCCUAUAAACUCAGAUCAGUAACUAUCUAACUGGUGCUAUCCACAGAAAGGGUUGUGAGUGUAUCCUAUAGGACAGUGUUCCUCCAUCAAAGAAGCAUAGCCAGUGUGUUAGAUGAUCCUGAAAUGUCCCAUAAUAGUCCAUUUGAUGGUGUGGUUUCAAAAGAACCUUGACAAUGGUCCAAAGCAUUUCCUAGCCUUCAGUUUUCCUGUCUCUUUGAGGCCUUCAGAUCCAUAAGAAAGACAAGCUGGACACCCAACAAAUGUCUUUCACUAUAGUUUGCUUUCUAAUUACAUUUGUUAACAUCCGUUGGCAUGCAACCUCUGCAGGUCGCCGAUGCCAAAUUGCCAUUCCGGCCUUGUUGCACAAUGUAUUCCACUCCCUUUGGGGCAAAAAGCUGAUAAUAGGAUAACAUUCGGUUUGCUAACAACAAUGUUCUAUCAGCAGAGCUGGAGUCGUAAUAGUUUGCUUCCAGGCGCGACUGAGAUAACCAGAGUAAAAGCUGUUUAUGACUCCU
Anolis carolinensis (green anole) is the source of this 3440-nucleotide messenger RNA. RefSeq names its product ring finger protein 26 (gene rnf26). Gene Ontology annotation, biological process: protein ubiquitination; ubiquitin-dependent protein catabolic process. The record is from RefSeq and is a predicted model, not a curated record. The transcript has 2 exons. NCBI's taxonomy places the organism in Eukaryota, Metazoa, Chordata, Lepidosauria, Squamata, Anolidae. Gene Ontology annotation, molecular function: ubiquitin protein ligase activity. Bases 539 to 2002 code for a protein of 487 amino acids.